AUGUCGGCUUCUGUUGCUUCGGCGCAGCCCAAGUCGGGAUUCCGUGCCUUUAAAAAUAGUGACAAGCCAGAUGAGGUGAGGCGCUCGAACUUGUCGGCUGCCAAGGCCGUGAGCGAUGCGAUUCGCACGUCUCUGGGACCCAAGGGCAUGGACAAGAUGAUCCAGACGUCAUCAGGCGAAGUCGUGAUCACCAACGACGGCGCCACCAUCCUCAAGCAUAUGGCUAUUGUCCAUCCAGCUGCACGCAUGCUUGUGGACCUGUCACAAGCCCAGGAUGUCGAGGCAGGUGACGGCACCACCUCUGUGGUCGUCCUCGCAGGCAGUCUGCUGGGCGUGGCAGAGAAGCUGCUGUCCAAGGGCAUUCACCCGACGAUGAUCGCCGAGUCUUUUCAGCGCGCUGCUAUCAAGUCGGUCGAGUACCUGAACGAAAUCUCUACGCCAGUCGACCUCAGCGACCGCGAUAGUCUUUUGCGGGCGGCGACGACGUCGCUGAGCUCCAAGGUGGUUUCGCAGUACUCGUCUGUUCUCGCGCCGAUCGCCGUGGACAGUGUGCUCCGCCUCGUUGAUCUGAAAAACAAUGAGACAGAGUCCGUCGACCUGCGUGACAUCCGCAUCGUCAAAAAGGUGGGCGGCACGAUUGAUGACACAGAACUAGUCGAUGGACUUGUGCUCGAGCAGAACGUCGUGACAUCUAGCGGCGGUCCAUCACGUAUGGAAAAGGCCAAGAUUGCUGUGUGCCAGUUCCAGCUGAGUAGCCCCAAGCCUGAUAUGGACAAUCAAAUUGUGGUCAACGACUAUCGCCAGAUGGACAGGAUCCUCAAGGAAGAGCGUCAGUAUCUGCUCAACAUGUGCAAGAAGAUCAAAAAGUCGGGAUGCAAUGUGCUGCUUAUGCAGAAGAGUAUUCUACGCGAUGCUGUCAAUGAGCUUGCCCUGCACUUCUUGGCCAAGCUCAAAAUCAUGGUCGUCAAGGACAUUGAACGCGACGAGAUCGAGUUCCUGUGCAAGUCGCUCGGCACGAGUCCGAUCGCUGACAUUGAAGCAUUUACCGAGGACAAGCUCGCGAGUGCAGAGCUUGUGGAUGAAGUGCAGCACAGCGGCGCUCGUGUCGUCAAAGUGUCCAAGAUCAAGAACCCUGGCCGCACUGUCAGCGUGCUGUGUACGGGCUCGAACUCGCUCGUGCUGGAAGAGAGCGAGCGCAGUCUGCACGACGCUUUGUGUGUCGUGCGCUGCCUGGUCAAGAAGCGCGCCCUGGUGGCCGGUGGCGGUGCGCCAGAAGUACACAUGUCGCGUCGCCUAGCUCAGUAUGCGCAGACGCUGCAGAGCCUGGAGGCGUACAGCUUCCAGGCCUUCUCCGAGGCACUCGAAGUGAUUCCCACGACCCUUGCUGAAAACGCCGGUCUGAACCCCAUCUCCAUUGUGACGGAACUGCGCAACCGCCAUGCAUCAGGUGAGAAGACGGCCGGCAUUAAUGUGCGCAAGGGUAUGAUUACCAACAUUUUGGAAGAAAACGUACUGCAGCCGCUCUUGGUGUCGACCAGUGCACUGGAGCUUGCUACCGAGACGGUGUCUUUGCUCCUGCGCAUUGACGACUACCAGCUCUCCCGCUGA
Messenger RNA from Malassezia restricta, 1608 nucleotides. Its product is annotated as T-complex protein 1 subunit delta. Bases 1 to 1608 code for a protein of 535 amino acids. The record is from RefSeq and is a predicted model, not a curated record. Gene Ontology annotation, molecular function: ATP hydrolysis activity; ATP-dependent protein folding chaperone; ATP binding. Gene Ontology annotation, cellular component: chaperonin-containing T-complex. Gene Ontology annotation, biological process: protein folding. The transcript has a single exon. NCBI's taxonomy places the organism in Eukaryota, Fungi, Basidiomycota, Malasseziomycetes, Malasseziales, Malasseziaceae.